AUGGCUAAGGUGUACGUUGGCAAUCUAAGCUGGAAUACAACCGAUGAUGGACUCGCACAAGCAUUUAGUCCGUUUGGCCAGCUCACUGACUAUAUCGUGAUGAAGGACCGGGACACUGGUCGCUCACGCGGUUUUGGUUUCGUCACAUUCAUGACCCAGCAGGAAGCUGAUGCAGCCAUUAUGUCCAUGAAUGAAAAGGAGCUCGAUGGACGUCGAAUCCGCGUCAAUAUGGCAAACUCACGUCCAUCAAUGAUGCAUGGGGGUCUUACCGGUGCUAGUUUGGGAUACAGUGGCCUAACCGGCGGAUACGGUGCUGGUGCUUACAAUGCCGCUCAGAGUGGCUUUGGCACGUAUGCUCAAAUGCCUACUGGCUAUGCUUAUGGCCAAGCAUACCCUGGCUACCAACAACAACCCUAUGGUGCCCAGAUGACUUCGCCUGUUCAGACCGCCCCGGCUGUCUACCCGCCACCCCCAGGAUAUGCGCCCCAACAUACUGCAUAUUCUUACGGUGGACAACAAUUUGCUCCGCAACUCUCGCAGGUUUCUCAGAAUGCGUCUCCUCAUAUACAAGGAUACGGCAAUCAAGGUUAUUGA
This is a messenger RNA of Malassezia restricta, 594 nucleotides long. RefSeq names its product glycine-rich RNA binding protein. Gene Ontology annotation, molecular function: mRNA binding. The coding region runs from base 1 to 594 and encodes 197 amino acids. The record is from RefSeq and is a predicted model, not a curated record. Lineage: Eukaryota; Fungi; Basidiomycota; Malasseziomycetes; Malasseziales; Malasseziaceae. The transcript has a single exon.